AUGUCUUCCAAAUCACUCGAAACCAUGGAGGUAUAUAUCCAAGAGAAGGCGGACGGCAGCGGUCCAUCCGCAUUCUUCGAGCAAGAACUGGCCACGGCGAUGGCCGUCACCCGCGUCUCCAAGGCCUCUACUGGACUUAUCCGCAGCCUUGGCGCUUUCUUUCAAUUUCUCAGCAGCUUGGGCAUUGUAACGGUCCCGUCAAGUGAAGAAGGACCCCCAGAGCUCUGGAAACACCAUCACGAAGAGCUCAGAGACAUGAUCAUGGAAAUCUACGAUUCAGCCGAUAGGGUGCUCGCCAUGGCCUUGCGAACCGAUAAAUACCUCUCUGCAGGAUCGCACGAGGCGCUCAUGACGCACAUCUAUGUUGUUCGCGAGGUCAUUGGCCAAGUCCUGCCUCGAGAGCUACACGACAGUCUAGUCGGCAAGGGGAAAAGGGUAGCCAAAUCUGAUUAG
Messenger RNA from Colletotrichum orchidophilum, 453 nucleotides. RefSeq lists its product as uncharacterized. Bases 1 to 453 code for a protein of 150 amino acids. Lineage: Eukaryota; Fungi; Ascomycota; Sordariomycetes; Glomerellales; Glomerellaceae. The record is from RefSeq and is a predicted model, not a curated record. The transcript is spliced from 2 exons.